This is a messenger RNA of Daldinia vernicosa, 2142 nucleotides long. RefSeq lists its product as uncharacterized. The transcript is spliced from 7 exons. Bases 262 to 1968 code for a protein of 568 amino acids. Lineage: Eukaryota; Fungi; Ascomycota; Sordariomycetes; Xylariales; Hypoxylaceae. Gene Ontology annotation, cellular component: membrane. The record is from RefSeq and is a predicted model, not a curated record. Gene Ontology annotation, biological process: metal ion transport; transmembrane transport. Gene Ontology annotation, molecular function: magnesium ion binding; cobalt ion transmembrane transporter activity; magnesium ion transmembrane transporter activity.
CCCUUAUCCCCCACCCCCCAAGACCUGAUGUCGCCUGCUCAACCAAUCCCUGCAUGUGACGAACCACCUGUGACAGGCGUCGAAUAGCUGAAAAAGUGUAGAAAGUCCGUAUUGUAUCAUAGCCUCGCUCGAUUUCUUUUUCUCUUUUACAAUAUAGCAAUACUAUAUAAGUCCCACGAUGAGUUUCAAUCUAACUAACGUUCAUACUAUACUCUCGCCUUAAGAACAAUAAUCAGUAAUCUCGAGACUCGAUCUUACGUGAUGGCGUCCAGUGAUGAUACAACUCCUCCCCAGAGCCCGGGGUCUGUCUUCCAUGACUUCGACCUGGAGCAUGUCUUUAAGAAAGCUGAGCAACAUGUGAGAAAUGAGGAAAGCAAGAAUUUCGUCGUCGAGUUCGGGUCCGAAAGAGCGCGGAUUGCAUUCGACUUUGAUAUAGAUGAUGCCAGGAAGCUGCUCCUUGACCAAGACCCCGACGAAAAGAAAGAAUACCCUAUUCGAUGGAUUAACAUAUGGGAUCCUAGCGCGCAGAUAGAUAUCAUGAAGGCCAUAAGCGAUAGAUACGAAUUCUCGCCUAGGUUACUCGGUCUAAUGAUUACGCCAAGAACCCAGAGGGAUGAGAUACGACGGCAUAAACACAGAAAAAGAGUCACAAUCCCCCAUCUACGAGGGCUCAGGGACUUGGAGAAAGGUGAAAGCGUACAUGGCGACUUUCCUGUGAACCAUCUUGCUCCCGCAGAGCUUAACGACAACAUUGCUUUAUAUUUACAAGUGAAAGACACAGUAAAUUACUUCUCUACGGACCAAACGCCGAAAGCCUUCUGUAUCGGUGCAAAUUGGCUACAUAAGCGGCCAACACCAGCACGCAAAAACCCUCGGAUCGGUAUAAUGCCGCCCAAACACUGGCAAUGGCUCGUACUCUGUAAUAACCACACUGUUUUGUCGAUUCAUGAGAGGCACUCACUAGAGCCAGUCCCGGAUAAAGAGGACCGGCAAGAAUGGCGUCAAGCUGAAUUCGAGUAUAUGAGAGCUCAUACAUUAGAUAUCCUCCGGCAACUUUCUACCCAAGGGUAUGGGCUAUACGACCACAACCCACUCGCUCAGAGCUCGGUUCGGACAUCGCUCGCAAACUCUAAGCGAGAGGUAAAUAGACAGCAAUCGGGGAUGUCUCUUUUCAGUAAUAGCGAAAUAGGGAGUUUGGCCGAUGAAGGGACAAGCAACCUCUUCUAUUAUUUAUUCGAGGACUACGUUGCGGCAGGCCCUCUCAAGGCUGCGGAACAGGAAUUAGAAGAGCUGACCGAAAAAGUGCUGGAGAGUACGCAUCGAAAAAAAAUGUCCAAGAGCUACGAGAUUAUACCUACGUUACAUUAUCUAAGCAAGGAUCUUCGAGAGUUUAAACAUUUGUUCGAGAACUACAAAAACCUGAUAAGCAAAAUCAUGGUAGUUGGGAAGCCCGAAUUGCAUCAUAACGGUGCAUUAUUCGAUGGGGAUCGAAGAGUAUACCUAUCAAACUCGGCACUUAGUCGAUUUGAUAGGUUAAGCGAUCGGCUUCAGUAUCUCAUGCUAAACACUAUUGAAGGAUACCUCGAAGAGAUAGGGGCACUAUCCACUACAUACUUCAACUUAACGCAGCAGAAGGACUCGCAGGCAACGGCAAGACUGACGAGAAGCGCAACGCUACUGGCUAAGCUCAGCGUCUUCUUCCUCCCGAUUAGUUUUAUGACGAGCUACUUCUCAGUGCAGGUCGAGGAUCUGUAUGUGUACUGGACGGGCAAGAUGUAUUGGACAGCGUUUGCGGUGAUAGCGAGCGUAUCAUUUGUGAGUCUGUUCUUCUUCAGCAGGCUGCUCAUGUUCGCGAUAGACGAACUAGAUGCUUGGGCAGCCGUCACAGCGGAAUGGAUGAGCAGGUUUCUUCAAACUAUUCGAACCUGGUUGAGACUUAAACCUAAAGAUGGCGAUAAAGAUGAUUAAGAAGAUCGAUCUGGGCUGUGCUUCGAAUUGGGAUAUACUUUGGUUAAUGGCAUGAAUGAAUAUCUGAUAGGAGUAUAUGACGAGACGUCAUAUUAGAUGAUGCACGAACUUGGCUAUGUGUAAUGGAUUAGUAUAAUAGGAUAUAUGUACAAUAUAUCCGGGUCAUUUAUUAUA